AUGGAUCUGGAGAAGCAGCUGGAUGCUACAAAUCCACUGUUUGAGCACCAACCUUUUACUGUAACCUGGAACAUCCCUGAUGUUGUGUGCAAAAAGUUUAAUAUCUCACUGGACACCUCGCCAUUUAAAGGAGUGGCCACGCCUGCUAAGAAUCUUAAGCACAAAGCUGACUCCAGCACUGAAAACAACCUGGAAACAUCAUGGUUUACCUGUUUAAGACAGAUACACAACUUGAUUUCCUUUUUCUUGUUCCUGCUGCAGGUUCCAGGCCAGUUUUUGUCUCUGUUCUACACAGACCGACUGGGUCUUUACCCUCACGUAGACCUCACAAGUCGAAGAAAGUUCCACGGCGGCAUCCCUCAGAGAAGUAACCUGAGAGCCAGCAUGAACAAGGCCAGAGCCGACAUUAACUACUACAUCCCAUCCAAGACCACCAGAGGCCUGGCCGUGAUCGACUGGGAGGAAUGGCGCCCCCUGUGGGACAGAAACUGGGGCACGAAGAGAAUCUACCAGAGUUUGUCGGUGGCUCAUGUUCUGCAGACAAACCGCUCUCUCACGGUACAAGAGGCUACAGAAAAAGCCAAGCAGCAGUUCCAGGAGGCGGCAAAGAGUUUCAUGUCAGGGAUGUUGGCAAUGGGCAGAGCAAUGAGACCCAACUACCUGUGGGGCUUCUACCUGUUUCCCAACUGCUAUAAUUAUGGCUGGCAUGAAGCCGACUACACCGGCCAGUGUUCCAAGGAGGUGAGGAGGCAGAACGAUGAGCUGCUCUGGCUGUGGGAAGCCAGCACUGCCCUUUACCCCUCUGUGUACCUGCAGGAAUCUUUAGCAGACGACCCCAAAGCUGCCCUGAUGGUGAGGAACCGAGUCCAGGAAGCUUUGAGGGUGUCGGCCCUGCCCGGUCGGAGCGCCACCACACCUGUGUUUGUUUACAUGCGACCUGUCUUUGCUGACCAGAACAGACGUUUCCUCAGCCAGGUGGAUCUGGUCAGCACCAUCGGGGAGAGUGCAGCAGUUGGAGCUUCUGGUGCCGUGUUGUGGGGGGCCAGUGCUGACUAUGACGACCAGGCUUCCUGUAAAGCCCUCUCCUCCUACCUCACCUCCACCCUCAACCCUUACAUCACCAACGUCACGGCGGCCGCUCAGCUCUGCAGCAACUUCCUGUGUCGGGGGAAUGGCCGCUGCGUCCGAAAAAGCUACAAGUCCAAUCACUACCUCCACCUCAACGCUGAGAACUUCAGGGUGGUGCGUAUUCAGAGCCGCUACCUCGUUGUAGGGUGGCCCACCUUCGCCGACCUGAAAACUUUGAGCAGGAGGUUUACCUGUCGCUGCUACAAAGGACUGAGCUGCAGUCCCAGGACGCACAGAGAGCUCACCAAGGCCCUGAUGUUUAGUCUGAAGCAAGGACUGUACAAAAAGUCACGCACUUUGAUUAAAAAUGCAUGAGAUGACACACAGCAGACCAGUAUUACUAAAGAUAAUGUUAAAAAGAAGUUUAAUGUUUAGAUAAUAGUUGAAAAGGUGGUUUCAAGCUACAACCCAGCUCAGUCUAGUAUCCAUCCUGGUCCUAAGGGCAGAUUUCUGUCUUGUUGCAACAAUAAAUGCCCCUUAAUGAUAAUUCUUUUUAUGAGCAAAUCUUGACUGAUUAUCAUUUGUCAACCUUUCUCUUAUAUUCCUGCCUUCCAUCACACAUACAUGUCGUUAUUCAGGUGCAAAAACUACUCUCCCAGCUGUGCCUCAUGUACUAAUAAUAAACCAACGACCACUGACAGAAUCUACUAAAGACAAACACUACGCCAUAUCUGAGACGUAUCACCUGUCUGUGACAAUAUUCGCCGUCUCGAUUUGUAUGUAAUUUGACUACUUAUGUAAAUAAAUGAGAGGCUGCAGCUGUGUUUUUGUUUCUGUUGCUCUGGGAUGACCCGAGUGGAUGAAGAGCUCUGCAAAAAUAAACAUGACAUCCUAACAUUUUAAUAUUCAGUCCUGAAAUGUGAUUCAGCAAAUUAAUAUAGAGCGGUACCUUAUUUACUCGAUUUAUUUAGUUCUAAGCCAUACUAAAGUGCUGCUGUUAGCACAAUAAAGAAAAAGCUCACUCUUUGGUACACUCACAUUGGUGUUUUCACUUAUAUUGCCUA
Messenger RNA from Acanthochromis polyacanthus (spiny chromis), 2132 nucleotides. RefSeq names its product hyaluronidase PH-20-like. Gene Ontology annotation, biological process: carbohydrate metabolic process; hyaluronan catabolic process. Gene Ontology annotation, cellular component: acrosomal vesicle. Lineage: Eukaryota; Metazoa; Chordata; Actinopteri; Pomacentridae. The transcript is spliced from 8 exons. The coding region runs from base 1 to 1443 and encodes 480 amino acids. The record is from RefSeq and is a predicted model, not a curated record. Gene Ontology annotation, molecular function: hyalurononglucosaminidase activity.